AGGUCUGAGGAGAACCAGCCCCACUGUGAUAAGGGGGCCCUACCCCUCCAGACUCUCCACACCUAAUAUUUGAAAACCAGAGUAUAUAAAGUGGAUGGGUUCCCUUUUAGCUGAUCCCGCACCACUUCCAGCGACAAAAUGAAGCUGAUUGUGAGUAUACACAACUUUUCAUUUUCUACUGAAAGCCCAUGCGACGGAAAACCCACUUUAUCCCUAAAACCUCUUCUUUUUGUGGGAAGCAAUUUCUAGAUUUCGUUUAUGUAUUUAUUUUAUGACGUUUAUAUACUGCCUUUUCUCCGAAGGAGUUAGAGGUGGUAUAAAUGAUUCUCCGCCCCCCAUUUCAUCCUCACAAGAACCCUGUGAGGUAGGUUAGGCCAAGGUCACCCAGCGAACUACGUGCCUCACAGGGCUGUUUUGGGGAUUAAAUGAUAUGGGGAGAACCUUACCCUCCUUGGAGGAAAAGCAAUGCAACAAAUAACAUAAAAUAAAUCUGCUACAUCAUAUGUAGACCUGGUGGGCUUCAGCUCCUUGAGGAAUAUGCAAGAAACACACUCAUGGUGAAACAGCCCUCCUGCCCACGAAUGCACUUGAGCCGCUGUGCUUAAGAGCUCUUAACUCUGUGAUGGAUUGCGGUCUUAAUCUUAAGACACGAAGUAACCCCCAUGCACUAACAAACACAACUGUCCUUUUAGCUACUGGAAAACUGAACGUACAUAGGAUGCUGCAGCCGGAAUCCUAAUGUCAAAGUUGGACAUUGGAAAUCAAGGCACUUGGGAAAUUUCUCUGCCCCUACUCAGAAUAAUUUGUUAGCCAGUGCAUGCUUGAAUCGAUCUCUAGUUGCCGGAAGUCCAAAAUAGGAGGCAAAGAGUACAGGCACUUUAUGCAGCAAAGGAAUGAGCGAGAAACGGCUGGAUUCAUAGCCUGAGUUGUUGUUUUUUGUAGAUUAGUUUACAAAUAAUGUACUGAGAUUAUGUUUGAAUUUUUUUAAAAACCCGAGUUGAUUAUAAAUAGAAGAUGACUGUCAUGUAACGCUACUCUUCUUCUGAAAUCUGUUCCAGGCUCUGAGUGUUGCGCUCCUGGGCGUUCUCCUAGCCCCCACCUUAGCCGAUAAUGUAAGUACUAAGACAGAUUAAACACACUGCUCUCAUUACAUUACUUCAGUUUCUGUCUUGUUGCUGCUCUUAGAAGCUCGAAAUCGGAUGUGCUCUGAGGCUGCCUUUAUAUCUUGGUGUAGAAUUCUGCAUGAUGAGACCCUCUUGCUUUGUGAAUGUGGGCACAGCAGCUAUGGGAACAUGGAAGCAUUGUCCUCUGAGGCUGCCUCUGAUCCCAUUCUUGAGCCUUGCGUAGGGUGGCCAAUUUGCCAGGUUUUGAGGGAUAGGAGCCGGGUGCUGUUCCAAAGAUUCCUGCAUCGCAGAGGGUUGGGCUAGAUGACCCUUUGGUCCUUUCCAACUCUACAUUUCUAGGAUUCUAUCAUCUCCAAACACAGCUUGGAAAAAAAUAAUGUUUCAGACUGAACUGUGCCUGAGAGCUGGCUUCAGUCAUGCUUACUGAGGUGGACGUCCACUUUUUGUUCUAUUCUGCAUUUACAAAGAAAUGUUUAUUGUGAAAUCUGGAACACUGAAAAUCUGACUGUCUUGCUGUUCUUCAUUUUUCCCACUCAAGAAUAUCAGCGAAGACAACCAGGGAAAUGUGGAGGGCCAUUCCCAUCAGUCUGUGAGCAUUGACAACCAAAAGCAGGUGGUCAACGUAGACAACAACAAUGGCUGGCACUCCUGGAACAACAUCUGGGAUUACGGCACUGUAAGGAGCACCCACACAUUCAGAUGCCUUUGUUUUUUUUACUUGGGAUAAGGAAGGAAUUCAGUUUAGUUCACAUAAAAAAAAUAUGAAUUGAUUGAAUUUGUGAUUUCCGAAAUGGUAUGAGAACAAUAGAGUAUGCAGUAUUGGGGAGGGGGUGAAAUGAAGCUCAGUUCCACAUUUUAUGCCGACCUGCCUCAUCACUACUUCCCAAGGCAAUAUGCCAAAUGAGGCACAACUCUGCAGAUUUCAUAAUGCAGUUCUUCAUCCAAAAACUGCACAAAAUGCAAGCAUUUAUUUCAUAAAAUUUAUAUAGUGGUCAAUUGCAGGGAAAAAACCCUACUGAAAGUAGUUUGCAAAAAUAAAUUGAGGGAAUAUAAUUUGUAAAUUUGUAUAUUAGUGAACAUGGGAUGCGGGUGGCACUGUGGGUUAAACCACAGAGCCUCUGGGCUUGCCGAUCAGAAGGUUGGAGGUUCGAAUCCCCACGAUGGGGUGAGCUCCCGUUGCUCAGUCCCUGCUCCUGCCAACCUAGCAGUUUGAAAGCAUGUCAAAGUGCAAAAAUAGGCACCGCUCCGGCGGGAAGGUAAACGGCGUUUCCGUGCGCUGCUCUGGUUCGCCAGAAGCGGCUUAGUCCUGCUGGCCACAUGACCCGGAAGCUGUACGCCAGCUCCCUCGGCCAAUAAAGCGAGAUGAGCGCUGCAACCCCAGAGUCUGUCACGACUGGACCUAAUGGUCAAGGGUCCCUUUACCUUUACCUUUAUAUUAGUGAACAGUAUAUAUAAAAUUGCACUAUAUUAGGGAAUAUUGUAUGCAAGAAUUUUUAUUUCUUUAAAGGUUGUAGGUUUGAGGUGGUAAUGGGGUGAACUGAGUUUAAGACGGGAAAACUGGAAGAAAGUAAAAUUGACAGAAUUGUCCCUUCUUGCGUAAUGCUCAUCUGACUACUCCUGUUUUGCUUGGGCAGGGCUACAUGGCAACCCGGAUCCUCUCCAAGAAAUCUUGCAUUCUUACCAAAAUGAAUCGAAAUGUCAUGCCAGAUGUGACCACUCUUCCAGAAGCCAUCAAGGAAAAACAGGUAAAGCCAAGAGGAGCCUUGUUGGGUGGAUUUCAAAGAGGAUUAGACAAGUUCUUGAAGAAUAAGGCCUUCAACAGCUAGCUACUAAAUUUGCAUUUCCUGAAAUAAUAGGAGUACAUCCAAAGUUGUCCUUCAAGAUUUCUGCUUAUUUGAAUUUGGUGAUUGAAUUCUCCAACCAAUCGUCACAAAAAUGCAUAUGACCCACUCAGUCCCGUCUUUCAAUUCUGUGCUGUUGCUCCCCCCUGUUUAGAAGGAUCGUACCAAAGGGCCGGCACCCAAGAACCUCACUUACAUGGUUACUCCCAAGAAGAUCACUAACCUGGCCCCAUAUGGGAAGAACAUUGAAGCCUUGUGCAGAGGGAUCCCUACCUAUGCUGCUUAUGAAUUCGCAGGUGAGUCCUCAACUGAAAGGGGUUUGCAGAGUGCAAAGAGUGUAUUCCUGCCUCAGGGACAAGUUGAGUUUGUUUCCCCUUCCGCACAACUAUACAUGGAACCAGAGAAUCACAAGGGAACCCCUUUUGGGGUCAUCUUCCCCCCCUCCACUGCGUUCCUCCCCAGGGCCACAGAGCACAGGUUUGACCCUAGUGAUAAACUGAUUGGGCAGCUGGCUAAAAAUCUUCAGACUGGAUAUAAAAUAAAUGUGCAGCCUCAGUUUCAGGUUAAUAAUAAAUAUGAUAAUAUGCAGACCUGAUGAAAAUAUUGAGAUCCUAAUGACAUAUCAAUAAUGCAAGCACACCCAUGAACUGAACGAACUGUACACUUGGAACAUUAAACUUGGAUCUGUAGCACAACAUAAAGGUAAAGGGACCCCUGACCGUUAGGUCCAGUCGUGGCCGACUCUGGGGUUGCGGCACUCAUCUCGUUUUAUUGGUCGAAGGAGCGGGCGUACAGCUUCUGGGUCAUGUGGCCAGCAUGACUAAGCCGCUUCUGGCGAACCAGAGCAGUGCACGGAAACGCCAUUUACCUUCCCACCAGAGUGGUACCUAUUUAUCUACUUGCACUUUGAUGUGCUUUCGAACUGCUAGGUUGGCAGGAGAUAGUGAGUAUCAAAUAACAACUUUGUUGCAUUCGCAUGGGGUUCACUUACGGAAACCUUCCAAUGUGAUUGCGCAUAAUUGGGUGAACCUGCCCCUUCAUACUGUCAAAGGGCAGGACCGAAUGUCCGUAGAAAUACUCGGUUCACGGCACAUUUCCGCAAAGUGCUACUCAGAAUUGGUUGUGCGUUGAACAUGAAAUAUAUCUUAUAGCCUUCCCCCACUUCUGUUGCUGGCCCUGGUUGAUCAUUGCAGCCCCACUGAAGCGACUGGAAUGGCACAGUGGUUGAACUGGUUUAAAAACAGCAUCAGUUGUCUCGAUGUACCAUGAGCUGCAGGGUUCUAUAAAGUGCAUGAGAGCUGGUGUGGCAGAGUGGUUAGAGUGUCAGGCUUGGACUUGGGAAAUCAGAGUUCGAAUCCUCAGCCACAAAGCUCAUUGGGUGACCUUGAGCCGGUCAUUCUCAGCCUGGCCUACCUCAUAGGGUUGUUGUGGCAAUUAAAUGGGGGAGGAGAAUCAGGAAUGGCACCUGGAGCUCCUUGGAGGAAAGGGUGGGAAAUAAAUGCAUUAAAUAAAUGAUUUAACUCCAUCCAAAUGCCUUGUCUGAUGCUAUCUGUUCCCAUGUUCCAAAUACCGCGGAACAUGUGGGAAAAUAAUAUCUGGGAUGCAGCAAUGUCUGAGGGUCUCACCUUCCAAGAAACAUUGACCCCUUUCAUUAAGAAUGUUAAUGACCAAAAUCAAGACCUUGUAUACCAACCGCUCAAUAUUCUCAGUGGAGAGGUUUGAUCAAGUAAUAUGUUUGACUUUUGAAGGUAUUAGUGGAUGUCUAGAGACAACAGUUAAAACAAACACAUUAUUAACUGCACUGCUUGAUAAGUGUUUAAUGGUUAAUGUAUUUGUUUAAAAACAAACACAUUUUAAAAUAAAUUAAUAAAUCAAAUUAUUUAAUUCCAUCCCAAUACCUUGCCUGCUGCUAUCUGUUCCAAUUUUUUCUUUCCAGGAGAAAAUUCAGGAGCCUGCUUCAAAGCCAAUAUCCUCUGGAUCUUGCACAUCAGCCUUUGUGGGGGAGAAAGGAUGUCUUAAUAAACCUCCAACUUUUCCCCACCGCAGUGUUUGUCCAUUGAUGAAAGAAACAGCUUCUCACCCUGGGUUUUCUUCAUUUCCUUUUCAUCUUACGCUUGGAGCAUGAGGGAAAAAACUACUGCAUUUGGAGUGAUUGCCAAUUAAAAUGUGCCUAGAAUUU
This is a messenger RNA of Podarcis lilfordi (Lilford's wall lizard), 5144 nucleotides long. Lineage: Eukaryota; Metazoa; Chordata; Lepidosauria; Squamata; Lacertidae. The record is from the annotation of a GenBank genome assembly.